This is a messenger RNA of Raphanus sativus (radish), 1667 nucleotides long. RefSeq lists its product as uncharacterized. The transcript has 7 exons. Bases 458 to 1612 code for a protein of 384 amino acids. The record is from RefSeq and is a predicted model, not a curated record. Lineage: Eukaryota; Viridiplantae; Streptophyta; Magnoliopsida; Brassicales; Brassicaceae.
UGUUCUCGGACCCAUAUAGGGUUUCUACGUUUAAUCGUUGGACUUCACCUUAUCUUGAUGAUGAUGCUAAAGCUGUGCGUGAAGAUAGUGCCUUGAAGCUCGAAAUCGUACCAUUCCUUAUCUUUGGUGCUGAUGUGACUCACCCUCAAGCAGGAGAGGACUCAAGUCCUUCUAUUGAUUCGGUCCAUCCAAGUUGCUGCUGUAGCUGAUGACUUCUAAGCUUGGGAGAUGCUAAAAGGAAAGCCCCAAAGCGUUGAUCUGAUAUUGACAGAGGUUGAUCUACCUUCGAUACCUGGAUAGGCUCUUCUAACACUUAUCAUGGAGCAUGAUAUCUGAAAGCACACCCCUUUCUUAAGUACGAUUCAUUUUUAUAUAACUCCUGCUUCUUAUUUUUUAGUAAUGUUUUUCGGCUCAUUAACUUCUGAUUUGUGUUGUUUUUCUCUUCUUUGUUUCACUGAUGUCGACACUGGACUCGCUUAAUCAAAUUAGGAGAGCACAAGAACAACAACACAGUUUCCUCUUCAAAAUUAUGCGUUCACCAAUGAUGUUAGGCGGUCAAUUGUUUGGAAGAUCAUCUCUUCAAUCCGUUGGUCUCCAGAGACAGAGGGAAGGAGCUGCUGCAAAUUCCCAACCAAUUGAACCAAGAGAAGAAGUCGUACCUGUUGAACGAGAUUUUCGAGUGCUUCAUCCUUCGAGAAGGAAUGGUGCUAAAUGGUUCAAGAACAACACUGAAAUAUCAACCCGUGUUAGGAAAAUUAUUGAAGGGUGUUUUAAAGGACCAUGGUACAGCUGGAGAAAAGUACCACAGUUUUACAAAGAUGCUUGGUAUUCAACAUUUAAGACUAAGUAUGAGUGGCAUGUAUCUAUUGAGGCUCUAGUGAAAGCUAACUUUGAUAAGCUAGCUGCCACUCGCCUCAAAGGAAUGGUGAGCCUUGCAAAAUCCAAUGGAGAAAAACCUGAUUGGAUUCUUUCAGAAUACUGGCGAGAAAUGUCAGACUACUGGAAGACACCAAAAGCCAAAGAAAAAAGUGAGAAAGCUCGUGCAGCUCGAUUGUUUGAUCGUGAUGGUUUAGGUCCACACAGCCAUAGAUCAGGCUCACGUUCCUAUGCCAAAGUUCAAGAUAAUCUGAUAGCAAAUAAUGAAGACUCUUCCUUCAUUGCUGUGUUGAAGAAAACACACCAGAAAUCAGAUGGCUCAUAUGGUGAUGAAAAGGCACGCUUAAUUGCGGAGAAAUAUGAUGAAUAUGUGCAGGAACGAUUGUCACAGGUUGAGCCUUCUAAUGGAGAGGUUCUGAUGGAUUCUCUUACUGUGGAGGAAAGAAAUGAAAUCUAUGUAAAGGUUGCUGGAAUUACAAAACAAGGUCGUGUGUUUGGACUUGGGUCACUUCAAAGUGGAGUUUGUAUGCCACUAGAUGGUUCUUCAGGUUCACCACAAGCUGUUGAAGAUGAUGGUACUUUAACUCACCGAGUCAAAGAGCUUGAGUCAGAGUUGCAAAAGAGUAAUGAAGAGAAAGUUCAGUUUCAGAAUAGGAUUGAAGCAAUGGAGAAGAUAUUGAAGACUGCUUUUGGUGAAAAUGUGUUGACUCCAACAGAUGCAAGCCCACUCGCAUGAAGUUGUUUCACUGUUGCCUCUCCAAGAGCAUCUGUCGUGUUUUCUUUCAGUUUGG